This is a messenger RNA of Microbotryum saponariae, 1485 nucleotides long. The record is from the annotation of a GenBank genome assembly. NCBI's taxonomy places the organism in Eukaryota, Fungi, Basidiomycota, Microbotryomycetes, Microbotryales, Microbotryaceae.
AUGUCGAGUCUCGCGACGACACUCACGAUCGCGCGGUCCUGGAGCGCAGCCCAACUGGCCUACGCGUUCGACGCAACCCCAAUCUGGGCCUCGACUGAACCUCUCGCGAACGUUAGUUCCAUGUCUAACCAAGAUACGAAUUCGUGGUUGGUCGAUCGGUGGAACCUUGAUGGUAAAGUCGGAGGUGCGAGUGCGAACCUCGUGCAAUUCGUCGAGGACCCCUUCUCCAGUUCGACAAACAGGAACGCUUCGGAUGACGACUCUUCACUGGUGUUAGGAAUCACGUAUCCCAGCGGUAUCAAAGGAGGGGUACAGUUUUGGCCGUUACCGUUCGACGGCCUCACAAAACCGCCGCAGCGAGCCGUUCUCACCUAUCAGGUGAGUUUUUCGGCAAUCAAACAGAUUAUGUGUUUUCGGUAUUAACAUAAUGCUUGACUUUGACAGGUCGCGUUCGAGCCAGGUUUCAACUUCAUGCUAGGCGGCAAACUCCCAGGUAGGCAUGCUCCAGUGGAUCCUGGCCAAGGUUCUGCUAAGGGGCUCACAGUGCAGUUUACGCAGGUCUUUACGGUGGCGCAACGACGGGUGAAUGCACUGGUGGGAACCGACAAUUUUCCUGCUUUUCGACUCGCUUCAUGUGGCGAAGCAAAGGGGCGGGAGAGGUGUAGGUCUGGCACAGGGGAAAAGCUGCAGUUGGAUGAACAACUGUGCCUUGAACUCGUGUUCUCCCGCAGAUACGCCUACAUCCCUACAUACCCGCACUUGUGCAACCAGAGUGAUAUCUCAUGUCCGGACAAAUACGGGAUUCAGAUUUCACUCGGCGCUUUCAACUUCACCGUGGGAGGGUAAGCACUUGGAUGUCUCGGGUGGAAGUCGUCCCGACUCUUGACAAUUAUGCAAUGCACCUGCAGAUGGACGACGGUGACACAGCUCGUGGGAAUGAAUACACCACCCUUGGCGAAUGGAUGGCUUUACGUCUACAUCAAUGAUACCCUCGUCAGUACGCCGUCACAAUGUAUGAUCGGCACUUUUUAUUCUUAAGUCUCCUCGUUUUUUGGCAGGUGAUCCAACACACGGGCAUCGUCUUUCGUUCCGAUCCGAACGUCACAUUGUCGCGGGUGCUCUUCUCAACCUUCUUUGGUGGUUCCACCUCGGCGUGGUACCCUUCCAAAACGCAACAUGCAUACUUCCGCAAUUUUAAAGUGAGUCCGCAUCGACAGACGUUCCCGCGAUGUCUCAAAUAACACAUGGACUUCAUUAUUCUAGGUCUGGGCAAGCUCGAAAGCAUCGAACACGACGGGUCCCAAGGUCCAAGCUUCGUUGCAUACGACCGAUACGUCAGAGGAAGAAGAUGCGCAAAGCGCUUCCGUUACGAGCGGGACGACAGCGCGGCGCCAGAAGGGGUUCGAGGUGAGGGGAACAAGAACGAGAGCAUUCGGUGUGGUGUGGACGCUAUUGUGGAUCUAUCUUUAUGUUGUAGGCUUGUGA